ACUCAUUUGGCCAGUCACGGGGCCAAAACCAGUGUUUGGAGCCACAGUGUGGCGGUGGAGGCAGCAGCAAUGGGAGGCCAUACAGCAACCUAUGACAAAAUGGAAACCAGCAGGAGUGUGAGGAGACCUGAAAGUGGCACAUGGCAGAGUGGGAGCAAUGGGAGGCGGUACAGGGGACCCAGGUCACACUGUGGGACCAGCAGCAGCGUGACCAGGCUGGGGUACGGGGGCCCAUGGCCGAUUUGGGGCCUGGCGGCACCUAUGGGAGGCCUUUAAUCUGCCAGCAACCUAGGACAAAAGGAAUACCGCAGGAGUGUGAGGAGACCUCAAAGUGGCACAUGGUAGAGUGGGAGCAAUGGGAGGCGGUACAGGGGACCCAGGUCACACUGUGGGACCAGCA
Molecule: messenger RNA, 400 nt
Organism: Staurois parvus
Lineage: Eukaryota; Metazoa; Chordata; Amphibia; Anura; Ranidae
Source: the annotation of a GenBank genome assembly